AUGGCAUCCCGCCCGCCCUACGAUCUGCAGAAACCCCUUAUCGCUUGGAAUUUUUUUCUCUCCGUCUUCAGCAUCCUUGCGGUUUAUCGGGGUAUCCCUGAGGUGUACCGAAGCAUUCGACAUGAUUCCCUCUACCACUCGAUGUGUUUGGGAAUGAAUCUAAGACACAAUCCAGUGGUUUCUGUCUGGGCCAUCUUGUUCGUGGUCUCCAAGGUCAUCGAGCUGGGAGACACGGCGUUCAUCGUCCUCCGGAAGCAGCGUCUCCUCUUCCUUCACUGGUAUCAUCACAUCACGGUGCUCUUAUACACGUGGUACUCCUGUGCGCAGGGAGUCCCCACGGCCCGCUUCUUCAUCAUCCUGAAUGCUCUGGCCCACGCCUUCAUGUAUCCAUACUACACCGCACGAGCAGCGAAGGUCCACGUCCCCCGCCACCUCGCUAUGGCCAUCACCCUCUUCCAAAUCACCCAGAUGAUCUUCGGCAUCUACGCUAACGCCUACGCUUACUUCGCGAAAAAGGCCCACCUCCACUGCGAGACUCCGUGGGAGAACAUCUACUUCUCCGCUCUCAUGUACCUCUCCUACUUCCUGCUCUUCCUCAACUUCUUCGUCGACGCCUAUCUCAGACGCUCCAUCAACAAGAUGAAGACCUCUGCCGCCAAGGGCAAGAACAUCGGGGAAGAACUCACAGAUUACCUCAAAAUCAAUUGA
Darwinula stevensoni is the source of this 708-nucleotide messenger RNA. Lineage: Eukaryota; Metazoa; Arthropoda; Ostracoda; Podocopida; Darwinulidae. The record is from the annotation of a GenBank genome assembly.